UUGGUAAGCAGCCAUGAGCUAAUGUUAUAUAUUAUGUCAUUCCUGUUCACCCACAGUAUAGACAGGUUAUAUUGUUGACUUUAACACGACAAAUGAUUAAUAUUUGAUAGUUUCCCACAAUGGAGGCUUCUCAGGUUUCAGACUGUGAGCUGCUGUCUAUUAUUCAACGAAGCUCAGACAUGGAGGAGUCCAGCGACUUGUAUGAUGUGUAUGAUGCAAUCAGCCCUGCUCCAUGGGCAGAUAACCACCAACAUAUGGAGGAUCUGGACAAUGUGGAGUGUCUCAGAAGGAAGAUCAAAUAUUACUUCAUGAACCCCUGUGAGAAGUACCAUGCUCGCGGCCGAAAACCAUGGAAACUCUUCCUGCAGAUCAUCAAAAUUGCCAUUAUAACUAUCCAGUUAGUGUCUUUUGGGCUGAGCAACCAGAUGGUUGUCACGUUUAAGGAGGAAAAUCUGAUGACAUUCAAGCACCUCUUCCUUAAAGAUUAUGUCGAUGGAGGCAUGGAUACGUACGCUGUUUACAGACAGGCCGAUGUUUAUGGUCACAUUGAUUACAUCAUUCGACAGUACGGACACCUGCACAACAUCACAGUAGGCAAUCACGCAUAUGAGAAAAAUGGCACUUUCUACACCCCCCUGUCAGUGUGUCAGGAGUUUUACAGGAAUGGUACCAUCUUCCCAGGAAGUGAGACCUUUGAAAUUGAUGCCCAGGUGGACACUGACUGCCGUGAAAUAUAUCCAAUGUAUCAGCCAACAUUGCGGGACUCACUGUCAGAUUUUGAAAUUCAUUUCAAAAGGAUGAUUUCCGUCAAAAUAACAUUUGUCCUGAAGGCCAUAAAUUUACAGACAGUGAGACAUCGAGAGCUGCCAGACUGCUACGACUUCAAUGUAACUAUCACUUUCAACAACAAGGCUCACAGCGGCCGGAUAAAGAUCGACCUGGAAAAUGACGUAGACAUCAAUGAAUGCAGAGACUGGAAAGUAACCGGAGCCGCUGCCAGAAACAUAAACCUGACUGUGCUGUUUGACUGCCUCAUCAUCAUCACGUGUCUCACUUCCUUCAGUCUCUGCACACGCUCAGUGAUGAAAGGGAUCCAGCUGCUGUUUGAGUACAAACACUACUGCAAGAACCACCUCAGUAAAGACAUCCCCUGGUCGGACAAGUCAGAGUUUGUGAAUGGUUGGUAUAUCCUGAUCAUCGUUAGUGACACACUGACCAUCAUCGGCUCCAUUCUCAAGAUUGAGAUUCAGACAAAGGUCCUCACAAGUUAUGACGUGUGCAGCAUCUUCCUCGGGACAGGCACCAUGUUUGUCUGGAUUGGGGUCAUCCGCUAUAUGGGCUAUUUUAGAAAGUAUAACAUUCUCAUCUUGACACUCCGGGCAGCUUUCCCGAAUGUAAUCCGCUUCAUCUGCUGUGCUGGAAUCAUCUACCUGAGUUACUGUUUUUGUGGCUGGAUCGUCCUCGGCCCGUAUCACGAGAAGUUUCGGACCUUGAACACGGUGUCAGAGUGUCUGUUCUCUCUGAUCAACGGAGAUGACAUGUUCCCCACCUUUAAGAACAUGAAGCAGAAGAGCAGCCUGGUGUGGACUUUCAGCAGGGUCUACCUCUACACUUUUGUGUCGCUCUUCAUCUACAUGAUCCUCAGCCUCUUCAUCACCAUCAUUACCGACACCUAUGACACCAUCAAGCAGCAGCAGCAGAGUGGAACCCCGACAUCAGAGCUGCAAAAGUUCUUGUCUGUGUGUAAAGAUCUGCCAAAUUCUGGGGUGUACAGACUCGAGGAGAACAACAGCUGCUUCUUAGACCAGUGCAUCAACAGGUUCAGGAAGCAUCAAGAGAGGCUGACUUCAGAGGCAUAGCAGGUGUUUGAUGUGAAAAUACCUGAAGACUAUACUUUAUAAACCAUAACCAAUACUUAAUGUGCACUUUAUACUAUUAGACUCAGUUGAUGGUCUUUAUCAUACGGGCCCCAGGUUUGCUCAAGUGAUUUUAAGUUGUAGUGCUGAAAGGACCGAACUUCAGUGGACAUGAAGGGCUCAAAUAGAGUAACUUAGAUACUUAAAGGGAUAGUUCACCUUAAAAUCCAUAGCAAUAAUUUUCCUUUUAUCUGCGGUGCUCUCAACCAUCUGGACUGUAUUUGUGUGAGUUGGGAGAUAUCUCUUGUAGACAUGUCUGCCUGUUCUCAGAUAUCAUGAGGCAAGAUUGCACUCUUGUGUUGCUCAUAGCUCCAAAAAAUAUUUGAAAAACUCCACAGCAUUGUCUCUUUCUAGAGAUCAUGACCCAGUUACUUAAAGUAAUCCACAGAUUAUUUAUUGUGAGUGGUUUCAUUUUGGAACAGUUUUCUUUCUUCUAAACCUAAAUUAAACCCACCAAAUGGAUCUGCCUACUCAGCAGAGGAGGACACCAUUAAUGUUUAAAUCCCACACUGUCAAAAGCACAAACCGGGUCAUGACUUCGGAAAUAGAAACGCUGCUUCUUUUUCAUAUGUAUUUUUCUUCUGGGUCUUGAAGCACCAGUGCCAUUAUAUGUAAUAGAAGGCAGACAUCUCUACAGCUCUCGUCUCCAAAACUCUGCAAUUCACACCAAAACCAUCUAGGCAAGUAAUAGCACCACAGGUAAGGGGAUGAUAUUGUGAUUUUGGGGUGAACUGUCACUUUAAGUCCCAUUCUCAAUAUGAUGCACUGAUACAGAAAACGCUUUGUAAAUAUUAUUUAUAUUGACAUGUCAAUGAAAAAAAAGGUUGUGACAUGAAAUUUAAAAUUAUUGCUCUCCAAAGCAUAUCACCUGGAAGGACCUCAUGUGAAUCAAAUGAAUUAAAGACAUGAUUUAAA
Messenger RNA from Acanthopagrus latus (yellowfin seabream), 2831 nucleotides. RefSeq names its product mucolipin 3b (gene mcoln3b). Gene Ontology annotation, cellular component: lysosomal membrane; plasma membrane. Bases 120 to 1859 code for a protein of 579 amino acids. Lineage: Eukaryota; Metazoa; Chordata; Actinopteri; Spariformes; Sparidae. The record is from RefSeq and is a predicted model, not a curated record. Gene Ontology annotation, molecular function: NAADP-sensitive calcium-release channel activity. The transcript has 14 exons.